Messenger RNA from Drosophila gunungcola (fruit fly), 520 nucleotides. RefSeq names its product NEDD8 (gene Nedd8). Gene Ontology annotation, cellular component: nucleus; cytoplasm. Gene Ontology annotation, molecular function: ubiquitin protein ligase binding; protein tag activity. Lineage: Eukaryota; Metazoa; Arthropoda; Insecta; Diptera; Drosophilidae. The record is from RefSeq and is a predicted model, not a curated record. Gene Ontology annotation, biological process: regulation of proteolysis; protein neddylation; modification-dependent protein catabolic process. The coding region runs from base 144 to 398 and encodes 84 amino acids. The transcript has 3 exons.
GAUGUUUUGACAGCUCUAGUUCGCCUGUAAUCGAAUCAACGCCGAACGAGUGACAGCCAAAAAAACAGCCAGCUGUGAAAAUUAGCAAAAGUUGUAGAUAAUUUAGCAAUUACACAGAACAGGCUACUUUAAGCACACACAAAAUGUUGAUCAAAGUAAAGACUCUGACCGGCAAGGAAAUCGAAAUCGACAUUGAGCCCACGGACAAGGUGGAUCGCAUUAAGGAGCGCGUGGAGGAAAAGGAGGGCAUUCCGCCGCAACAACAGCGUCUGAUUUUCUCCGGCAAGCAAAUGAAUGAUGAUAAAACCGCGGCCGACUACAAGGUGCAAGGUGGGUCUGUCCUCCAUUUGGUCCUGGCUCUGCGAGGCGGUGAUUCCGUCCUGAUAAACUGUCUAUAACUAAUGCCGGAACUUGAUUAAACAUACUGUUUUAAAUUGGAGAACACACUCAUUUAAAAUGCAUUCAAAUAUAUUUAGCUUGAGAAGCAUCGGAUUAAAGUAUAACAUAUAAAACUAUCAAA